AUGAGAAUUCCUUAAGCUUACUUUGAAAGCAUGGUUAAAAGAUACAAGAAAUCUAGGCAUUAUGAUUAAACUGAUUACUCUUGGAUUGAAACCACGACCAAGCCUCUUGUAGAAAGAAUUUAAGAUUUUGCAUAAUGCAAACAAUUACAAGAUCCUAAGUAUACACGAAUCAUUUGUGAAACUAUUGACACAAUAUUUGAAGCAGCUGUUGCCUUGUUUUAAGAUCAAGACUAAACUCUCUGCUUACAAUUGCUCGGUGUAUGUGAUUCUAUUUAAAUUUGGGAUUUGUGUUUAUAGUGUUGUGAUUACAUAAUCAAGUCAACGAAUCAAAAAAUAAGUAUUUUAAUUUAUAAUAUUUCAAAGUUGACAUGUUUUUUAGUUAUGAACAUAUUUUAAUACUGAUAUUUCACAAUCCAGAUUAUGAAAUAUAUAAAAUAUACAAAUUGGUAUAAUGCAUGCAAUUUUUAAUUGAAUCAAUGAAUACUUCUAAAGCAUGUAAAUUUAAAAGUAAUUUUUUGAUUUAUUUUAUUUUAGUCGAGUAAUUCGAGAGAAUAUUUUUAAAGUUCAUGUAUAUUAAUGCAUUUUUAUAAAAGAAUAUAUACAAUUUGUCAAAUUAGGAAUAAUAGGAAUUGUUUCAUUUUUCAAGUGAUAAUAACAAUCUCAAAAUCACUAUUCCUAAUGAUGAUAUGAAUAAUUAUUAAAGAUAUUUGGAGAUGAGCAAUUUCAGAAAAAUAUUAAAAUCUCCACCAGUAACUUUAGACAUUCCUUUUGAUUACACUAAAAAUCCAUUAGAGUAAAGCUUAUAAAUAGCAUCGGAAAUUAAAAUAUAAAAAGAUAGUAUCCUCUUUGAUUAAAUUUUUAUUCGUUUACUUUGCUAAUAUUCUUAUGAUGAAUAAUUACUAUAAAAGAUGUUUAUUUCCAAUUAUGUAUUUCAUUAUAAAUGCACUUUCUCAGAUUUACAAUUUGUUAAUCAUAAAUAUAUGUCAGAUAUUACAAAUAGGUUGAUUGAUUAGAAAGACUUUUUAUUUUUAUUAAUAAGAAUGAUAGCUAGUAAUAAGGAUGAAUAACUAGAAGAUACUCUAGUUGGGAGUCUUUAAUUUAUAAAAUCAAAGUAGAUAUCAUUAUAUGAACAAAACAUAUUCUUGGAAAAAUUAUGGUUAUUUGAAUUAUAAGGUAUCUAAGACACCUUAGUUUGGUGGAAGAAUGAACUUCAAAUUAGUGAAGGAAAUUUAUAUGAUAAUAGAAUGAAUUUAAAUGUUAAACUAUAAUAGUUGUUCUUCUAGUAAUUGUCAGAUCCAUAAUUUACAUUGAUUUUCAAGAAAUAACCUAAUUAUACAUAAUGGAAUUUCAUAAUAAUACAAAUUAUAAGAAAAUCAUUUGGAUAAGAUGGAGAAACUAAGUUACCAUAUUAUAUUUUAAAUCCAAUUUUAAGUUAUUGUAUAAGUAUGAUAACAGAAUUACCAUGCAAUAACUAAAACUAAUAAUUGGAUUAUUAAUUAGAAAGUUAGAUAAUUCAAGGUUUAGUAGAAAUACUUAAGAACUGUAAUAAGAAAUAGCAGCUUUAAUUAUAAAUCAGAGCAUUUUAAUUGUUAAAUUAAUUAGUUACAUACUAUAAACAAGAAUUUGAUUAGGUUUAGAUACAGAAUGCUUAAUCUGAAUUUUUGAUGCCAGUUCCAGAAAGAUAUCACAAAUUGCUUGCAGAGAUUUGGUCAAAUAAGGUUUUGGAAGAUACUUUACACACAGCUGAAUCAAAUGAAACAUUAUACACUUAUUUGAUUACUUUAUUAGCAAUAACAAUGGGUGAGAAUCCUGCUAGAGUGAGAUAAUUCUAUGAAAACAAUAGUUUAUAAUAUUUAAUAAAUAGAAUUAUUGAAUUAUUAAAGAUUUGUUCAAGAGCAUCUCCAUUAAUAGUAACAAUAAUAAAUUUGUUAAUUGCUAUAAGUACUAAUGAAUAAGCAAUAUAAUUAACAUUAUAAACAAAUAAUAAUGGAGAGCAAUAACAAUAAGAUAAUUUGAUAAAGAGAAUAUUUAUCAAGUGUUAUUUACCUUCAGUGGAAUUAUUACAUGAUCCAACAGUAAGUGAUGAUUUUGCAAAGAAAAUUAUUAUGUUGUAUAGUUAGAGUAUGUUGGCAAAGAGGUAAAUAGAGAAGGUGAUAGAAAAUACAUUUAUGUAGAUAUCCUAAUUAGUAGAUUUAAGUAAAGAUAAGAUAGAGGAGAUUGUUAGUAAUUAAGAUAAAUUAUAAUCAUUUUAUAGUUAUUCAAAAAGUUUAUAAGCAUUAUUGUAAUUAUUUAUGUAAUUACAACCAGAGAAGAAAUCUUCGUAUCGAUCAUUUUAGGGAUUUGAAGAAUUAUAGUUAGAAGAAGCUUAGAGAUAAAAAGAUGUUUUAUUUAAUUCCCUUUUGAAAAAUUAAAAAUUUGUAGAAGCUUUGGAAAAGAUUAUAAUGAGUCCAAUUCUUAUAGGAAGUAAAAAUAAGGAUACUUAUGUUGAGCAUUACGUAGGAAUUUUGUGUAAGAAAAAUAAAUUGAAUCCAUAUACAUCAUUAUGGAAGGAAUUGGAUUUAAUUUCUCAAAAUUAUAUGGUUAUAGGAGAUUAGAAGAUUAUUGAUAUAGGUAAAUUAGUUGAUUAUGAUGCUCUAUCAAUUCAUAUGAGUGAUAAAUACUUUUUUAGGAAAAUCAUUAAGCAUAUAUCUCCUUAAACAUAUAGAGGUUUUUAUAUUUUAAGUCGUUUCCAUUUGAUUCAUUAUUUGAUCAAGAUGUGUGUGAAUUAGGGAGUGCCAUAAAGUUAAGAUACUCAUUUAAUGAUUUCUUAAUUAUUAGAAAUAUAUUUUCUAUCAUCAUAACAUGCAGGUUUUCAUGAAUCCAUUAUGAUGUCUAUGUCUGCUAAGUAAUAGAUGCAAAAGAGUUAAAUUAGUUAUGAUGAAGAAACAUAAAUAAGAAGAAGAAUUAGUAAAGAUAAUUUGAUUCCAUUGUAAUCAUCUUGUUUGGAUUUAAUAAACAAAUUACAAUCAUCAGCUGAAUAAAAAGAUUUUAUUAUUAAAAAAUAUGGUGAAAUUAUUUAACUCUUUUUCUCGAAUUUUUAAGAGAAAUGUUAAUAAAUUAAAUAAGCUAAAGGAAUAUAAAUUAUAUCACUUGUUACUUAUUUAUAAGAUAUGUUAAAAUCAUUUAAAUUUCUAUAAAAUUUAUUUUUAAAUUUAGAAUAAUAAUUUUAACCUUUAUAAUUCACAGUUAUUUGCUAUUAGAAUAGUAAUUUCUUUUUGUAAUUGAUUGAAAUUUUGUAGCAUUUAGAUAGUGUUUAAAGAUAAUAAUAAUAUAAUGGAACAAAGGAAUAAGAAAUAACUAAAAAGAUUUUACCAGGAUUUAUUGAAGCUAUACAUCAACAUAUUGAUAACAUUAUUAAGUUAUUGAUUUUUAAGAAGAUUAUCAUAGAUAAAAUAUAAUUAUCUGGUUAAUGGAUAUAAGAUACUUAAUAAUUAGAUUUAGUAUGCAAUGAAUUAUUUUUGGCUUAAGCAUCAAUAGUUAAUUAAAUGAUUGAUUAGCUUCUCUAUAAUAAUUGUGAGGGUAAUUUAAAAACUUUACUUGAAUAAUUAAUAUAAAGGUUUUAUUCUAUCAAGGAUAUUUAAGUUUAGGAAAUGAAAAAAUUAGCUGGAGUUGAACCAAAAGAAUAAUAAACUGGAAAUAAGGAUCUUAAUUAAAAAUUAUCUGGAAAUGAAGUAAGAUAAGAUUAGAAAUAAUCAUUGUUUUAGAGGCCUGAGAUUUAAGCUAUCAUUUAAGAUUUUUAAUUGAUGGGUUUUAAAUAAUAAUUGGUUAUAAAAGCAAUUUAGAGAGUAGAAAUUCCAGACCCUCAUAUGAUUGUUGAGAUGUUAAUAAAUGAUAGAAUUUCUGAUGAUGAAGAAGAAUAAGAAGAUGUUUUUGAUUAAGAAUUAAAAAAUGCUGAAUAAAAUUAAUUAAUUUAAAAUUAAUUGGCUUAAUAAUAAAGAUUAAAAAUAGAGGCAGAAUAAGAAAAAGAAUAAAAAUAAACUGAAAUCUAGGUUUUAGAUUAAGAAUCAUUCAUGAAGAUUUUACUUCAAAAUUUCCCUCAAGCCAACACUUCAUUAAAUAUAAAUGAAAGAUUUUAGGCAUUAAUUAAUGAAUUCUAAGUUAAGUUAGACCUUAAUCUUCAUAAACUUUUAGAUUAAUAUUUGAAUAACCAAAAAGCAGGAGGUAAUUUGUUAGAAUAUCUAUUUACAAUUGCUAAGAAAUCAUAACAUAUAAAUAGAAUAUUAGAAUAUAUUUUCAUGAUUUUAAAUCCCUUAAAAUAGGAUAAAUCUUCAUAGGAUCUUAAUAUAACAUUGAUAUAAUAUUAGAAGGCUUUAUAAUGGUUAAGUUUAUUAUAAUAGAUAGCUUCAUCAGAACAUGAAAAAAUUUACUAGAAUUUGGCUUUAAUUGACUAAGAACCAUAAUAAAAGCAUGUAUUAUCAUUUUAAUCCAUGAUUACAUUAGGUUUUGCAUUGAGCAAUGAUAUUUUUGAUUAAUUUACGAAACAUGGAAAGAAUGAACUUUAAUAAUUAAAAACAAUAAAUAUUUCAGAAUUAAAUUAUUAAGAAAUAUGUAAUAAAGUUUCAGAUAUAACAAAUAAUCUGAAUAAUUUGUAUGAAAAUAAAUAAAAUACUCUUAAAUUAUUUUGUAAAGAAAUAUUAGAGGCAUAAAAGUACCUUACAAAGUUUUUUUUAAAUUUAUAAAAUUAACAUGAUUAAUUAAUAGAGAGAUAUUGGAGUUAAAUACUUAUAUAUCUUGAAUUUCUAAUUUAAGUCUGUACAAUAAAUUUGGAAUUGUAGGAAUAAGCCUAGGAAACAUAUAAUUUUCUUAAUGAAUUGGAUACAUAAAUUAAUAAUAAUUAAUCAUUAAAAGAAGAAAGGGAUUAAUCAUAAAAUAUGAUUUAUUUGAGAUAAUUAAUUUAAAGAAGAUUUAUGUCAGAUAAAUAAUUAAUAACAUAAUUAUUGCAAUGUUUAAAUAAUUUUGGACUUCAUAAUCAAAAUAAGUUAUUCAAUAUGUUAACAAAAAAAUAAUCAAGUGAUAAAUAAUCACUGUUUGAAACUCUGUUAUAAUUAAAAAUGUAUACUAGUCAUUUAGAAUAUGAAGAGUCUUAACCAGUAUUCCUUGAGAAUUUAAUAUAUUUGAUAGCAGUUGAUAAUAAAACAGCUAAUGAUUUAGUGAUGUAAGUUUUGAAAUAGGUAAUGCUUAAUGAACAUAUAGAUUGGCAUGCAUAAUAAUUAAAAAAUGCAGAAGAUCUUAGUCAGAUAUAAUUUCCUCAAAAAUAUAUUGAAUGUCCAUUAUAAUAUCUAUUAUCAUAUCAUCCUGUAUUAAUAAAUAAUCCGAUUGUUUAUAAUAUGAUGAUAGAGUAAUAGGGAUUAUCAAUAACAGAUAAAUUUUCAGAACUAUAAAGAGUUCAUAAUACCAAAUAAUCAUAACCUCAAACAACAGGUAAAUUGACAAAAGAAUAGGAGAGAUUGUUGAAGGAGAAAGAAAAGGAAUAGUAGGCAUAACCUUAGACUGAGAUAGUUAUAAGAUUUGAAAUAGAUUAAUUAAUAGAACCCUAAUUGAAUGAACAUUUCAUUUAUUUAGUGAAUAUUAUUGCCUAAACAACAAUAGAUAGAUUUUUUGAAGAGAAUUAUAGAUUGAUAGAGUAAGUAUUUAAAGUGGAAUUGGGUUAAUAUAAAGAUGAUAAUAGAAUUUAUUUGUAUGGUUGGGAUUAAUUAUUAAGAAUAAUAGAAAUGCUUAUAAUUAAGAUUCCUUAAUUGAUAUUACAUUUAAGAUAAUUGUAAGUGGUUUUGCCACCUUAAUUAAUUAAGGAAGAAAAAAAGAUUACAUUCAUAGAAUUUGUAAUAAAAUAUUUGACUUGGGUUGGUGGUGAUAAAUUGGCUAAUUUUAUGCAUAAUUAUUUAAGUGAUAUUAAUUUAUUGUCUGUUGGAUAUGGAGUUACGAUAGGUUAAGAAGUUCUGUAGUUACUUUUGAAUGAAUUAUAAUUGAAUAUAGAUUAGGAUCAAAUGUUAUAGAAAUAUUAUCAUAUUUUAUAAUUAUUGAUAUUGUUUACAUAAACAUUAACAAUGUAGAAUUGUUGUAUGUUAUUAACAGAUUAGAGAUCAUAAUUAAAUAUAAUUCCUUAAUUGAUUAAUACUUUAAAUUCAAUUAAGAAUUGUGAAAACUCACAAUUUGUUAGAACUUAUCAUCAAACUAUAGCUAAGGUUAUUGAACCAUUUUUAUAAUCAUAGAUAUAUUAUGAUCAUAUUAAAUAUGGAAGAUAUGGAGAUGUUUUUAGAUUAUAAUAAAGUAUUAAAGAUAAUCCAUUUUAAUAUCACUAUUUGCAUUGUCUAAAAAAUCAAUUAAUAUCUUAUUCUCUCUAUCCAAACUUUAAGAGUAUUCCAGGAUCAGCUUAACAUUUCAUUUCUCAUUAAUAAGUUUAAUAAACCUUAAAAGAUGAACAUUAAUAAGAAUUGAUAUGGCCAUUAUAUCAAUCAAGAAAAAAUUAUAAUAUUUAGAAAUAGAAUAAUUAGAAAUAAUAAGAAGAGGAUGUAAGUGAUUCAGAUUCAGAUUAAGAUAUAAUUUAAGUAGAUAUCAAUUAGAUCAAAUACAAAGUUAAUUAUUCUAAUAUAAACUCAUGGGGUUCUGAUUAUUAUUAUUAUGAUAAUAAUGAUUUUAUGUCAAAAUAUAACAUGAAUAGAGAUGAUGAUAGAUUAUAAAGAGAUAAUCAAUAAAAUAUCUUUCCAUAAAAAGAUCUCAAUAUUCUAUUCUGUAAGCUUGAUCCAUAGAUUAUUAAUUUUGAUCUACCUGUCUUAACAGUUACAAAAACAAAUAUUUAAUAUAAUUCAAAUGAUUAUAAAUAAUGGAUUACAUCCAUUGUAGGAUUGUAUUAUAGUUUAAAUGAAUAUUUUGAAAAUAAAAAGUAAUUGAUUUCAAAAUCUUAUGAAAAUUAACUCAAAAUAACUGUUGAAUUCAUUCAUUAAAUUAAUAGAUUAUUAUUAUCCUCUAAUUAUUAUAGAAACAAAUAAAAUGAUUCAUUACAAUAAUAUCUAUAAUAUUAUUUGAAUGGAACAUUAAAUCAUUUAUAAGUUUAGGCAAGUGCUUCUUGUUUCUAUUCUAAAUUUGGUUAACCUCCAAAUUAAUUAUAAUAAGAUUAUCAAGCAAAUUAAUUGUCUAUCAAUAUCAAUGAGUCAUAAUAAUAAUAAUAAAGAAUUUUAUGUCAGAUAUCAUGUAACAUUCUAUAAAGCAGAGUUGUUUUAAAUGGCAUGCCAAAUGAUUUACAAGAUUAAAAUUUACUUAAAGCAAAACUUUAGAGUUUAUUACACCCUGAAUAACAUCUUAUAAAUUAGCCUAUAAUUUUAUAAGUACCUAAAAGAUAAUUAAUGUCUGCUGAUCCUUAAUAAAUAUUAAUCUAUGAUAAUUUAGUACUUGAAAUAUUUAUAAAUCUCUUAUUAGAUCCAAACAAUUUUCCAUAGUUUCCUUUUAAUUUAUUUAGAUAGAUUACUAAAUGUUCUCGUCUUGGAUUCAAAUUAUUAAUUUAAUUGUUACUAUUAUUUUAAGAAUAGAAAAAUAAUUUAGAUCUUACUUUGAAAAUCUUAUAUUUGGUAAGCUAAAAAAUUCCAUCAACUAAUCUAAGAGAUUUAUUAUCUGAACAAUUAUAAAUCAGUCCUAUUUUAAAUAAAAGGGAAAAGGCCAAUCUUGCUAAAGUCUAAGAAAUUAAGGAAUAAUUUGUUAUUGAAGAAGAAGAAAAUGUAGAUGAAUAACCUUUAGAUGAAGAUCCUGAAAAUCCACUAGUCUUUCUAAUUAAUUAAAUUAAUAUAUAUUGUGAAAAAAACAUCUCAUUUAUGAAAUUAUUUCAUAAUCCUGAAUCUUACAUACCUUUAGAAAAAAGUAUAAUUAAUUUAAUAUUUUAGAUAUACUUUUGACUCCUUUAUUAGCUAAUCAAACUGGAUUGCAUUUAUCUUAUUUAAUUUAAAUUAUUCGUGGUUCAUUAAUGGUUGCUAUUGAAGAUCCAAAAGACAAAAAUAAAAAGUAUGAUGAUGAUUAUUUAUCAAAAAUAUAAAGAAGAUAAGCUACAAUCUUUACUAGUUUUAGCCAAGAUGAAACUAAUAAUAAAUUAUUUGAUAUAGUAUCCUAACUCGAUAAAAGUGAAGAAGAUAUCCAUUUAAAAGACUUAAUAAUCAAAACAUUUACUGAUAGAUAUUCUGAUAAUUAAUCUGAUAAUUGGGAAUCAUUAUAGUAUUUUCAUAAACAGCCUUUUUCUUUAAGAUAAAAUGAACUCUUCUAAUAAUAAUAAUAAUAGUAAUAAUAGUCAUAAUAAUAAUAAUAAAGAUUUCCUAUGUAAAAUACAUCUUACUUUUCAAUGCCAUUACCUCCAUAAUAUGUAAACGGAUUAUCUUAAGCUUCUUAAUAAUAAGCUCCUCCAAUUCCUUCAAUUUCAAUACUUUAGUAAUAACAAUAAUUAAUGUAAUAAUAAUAAUAAUAACGCCUCUAACUAUUGGCUGCUACUUAAGCUUAGAAUCCAUAAUUCAAAUAAUUUUAUGAGAAAUAUGUUAAAGUAAAUGAUUAUUUAUAUGAGCAAACUUAGAAUUAAAGUUAAUAAAUUAAAAACUUUUAUGAAAAUAUUUUACAAUAAAAAUAAAAGUAAGAUUCACAACAAUAAUAACAAUAGAAAGAACAGAAUAAAAAUUCACAAUAAAUUAAUUAAACAUAGCCUAUUCAGGAAUAGUUGUUAUAAUAAUAAUAAGGUGAAAUUGUAAAUGAUGAUAUAAAUGAAUCAGAUUCAAAGUUAUAAAAAAAAGAGAGAAAAGUUAGUGUUAAAAUCUCACAUGUUGAAAUUGAUAUAAUAACAGCACUGUGUAAAAUUCUGAGUAAUCCUUUACUUAGAGAUUGCAAUUCUACAGAAAUUAUUAAUGUGCUUAAUACAUAUGCAAAUGAUAAAUUAAAAAUAGAACAUUCUAUUAAUGAAUUGACAAAAUAUAUAAUUCAGCAAUCUAAAAUAUUCAAUUAUGAAUUAGAUAGAAAAAGAAAAUAAUUAAGAGAAAUUAAUAGUCAAAGAGGAAAGGUACCAGAGUAAAAUCCAGAAAUAUAAUAAUAGUUAUCUCAACAAGAGAAUGAAAUAAUAAAAGAACUAAAUUAAAAAACACCUGAUCCUACUGUUAUUUAAAGAUGUUUUAUUGCAAUCACAGGAUUUUUAAAUCUUAAUUUAAGUAUUUAAGAGUAAUAAAAAUAAUCUACAAACAAACCUAGUUCUACAUAAACGAGAUAAUAAAUUUAAUAAGAUAAAAAAAAGUUUAAAAUGCAUUAAUAAGGAAAAUUAGUUGAUGAAACAUCAGAAGUUGAUGUUUUAACUAAAAAAGAUAUUCGAAAAUAAUUUAUAAAUGUUUUAUAAACAAGAUAAACACAUCAUUUAUGGUUGAAUGUUGUUGAAACAUUGUUAUUAAUUUUCAAUUGUAAAGGUCAUAGAUCUUUAGAAUUAUUAUAAAAAAAACUAUAUCCUCUUUUAGAAUGUUUUUUGAGACUUUAUUAAAAUGUAUAUGAAGAUACUAAUACUUCAGAUCCUUUAUAAUAAAGUACUUUGGAUCCAAACUUUUUUGAACGUAAUACUAGUGGAUCUGCUACUAACUCAUUAUAAUUUGGUUUAUUAUAAACAUAAAAUAUUCAUUUGAAAAGAUCAUUUUCUUCUGUUAGAAAUGAGAAUGAAAUGUAAAUGAAAAUAGAUGAAUUAUUUACAUAUCUUUGCAUUAAUGGUAAACGACUUAUCAACCAUUUAAUAUUUUAAAGGCUUUACUAAAUUACACUUGAUCAGAAAUAGAAUUAAAAUUCUAAUCUUAUUAAAUUAUUCAAAGAGACUGAUCCUUUAGCUUUUGUUUUCUUUAAAAUGAGUUAAAUAAUAUCUUUUGAAAAUAAAAAGCAUCUAUUUGAAUUAGAUUUAGAAGCUCUAAAAAUAAUUGAAAAACCUAAUACUCGAUCAAGAGGAAAAUAAAAUGAUACUAUUGAGAUAAAUGUAGCUAGAGAAACAAGACUUUAAUAAUCUUUAGAAAAAGUUAUUAAUAUUGAUAAAGCUAAGUUUAGGAAAUGUGAUAUUAAAAUUAGAUAUUAAGGAGAAAGAGGUUAAGAUGAAGGAGGUAUUAGAAAAGAAUGGAUGACUAAUCUUGUUAAGGAUAUCUAAUAGACAGAUAAAUUUGAAUUAACCACUAAAAGAUUCUAUAAAAUUAAUCCAAAUAAAAAAGCAUAAGAGGAUUUAAAUCAUUAUAAACUUUUAGGCAAAAUUAUUGCUAAAGGUAUUUAUGAUGGAUUACUACUACCUGUUUAUUUUAUUUCACCUAUUUUUAAACAAAUACUUUAAAAAAAGCCUAGUUUUGAUGAUCUUGAACAUUUUAACGAAGGAUAUUAUGAUACUUUCAUUAAAUUUUUAAAUGAUGAAACUUAAGUUUAAUAUAAGGACUUAUUUGAAUUUUGGAUUCCAGAAGAAUAUGCUAAUCUUAUAGAAUAAAAUAAAAAACUUAUAUUUGCUGAUCUUCUUUAAGAUUAUAUAGAAAAGAAUCCAAUUGAGCUAAAAUAAGAAUAAUUAUCUGAACAAUAAUAAUAAUAAUAGGAUUCUUAAUAACAGGCUUCACAAAUUAAGAAAGAAGAAUAAUAAAUAAAUGUAGAAUAGUAAAACUAACAAUAGGAAUUAGAUGAAUAAUAAAAAUAAGAUAAAUAAUAAGAUUCAUAAUAAAUUAAAGAGAAAUAAUAAUAAUAAGAGGAAUAAUAAUAAUAAGAUUAAAAAUAAUAAUAAGAGAAAUUAUAGUAAUAAGAUUAAUAAUAAUAAUAAAAAGAUUAAUAAUAAUAAUAAGAGAAGUAAUAAUAAUAAGAUUUAUAAUUGUAACCAGAUGACAAAAAAUAAGAAGAUUAAUAAAAAUUAUUAGAUGAAAAAUUAUUAGAUGAAAAAUAAUUAUAAGAUUUAUAAAAAUAAUAAUAAUAAUAAUAAUAAUAAUAAGAAUAAGAUUUAGAGUAAGAAAAAGAGUUGGAAAGAUUUUAUUCAACUAUAUAAUUUAGCGGAUUAAAACCAUUUGAAGAAGAAAUAAAAAAUUAACAACUAUUAAUAUAAUAAUAAUAAUAAUAAUUGUUAGAUUAAUAUAUAAUUCAAGAACAGGAGAAACUAUAAUUAAUGGCAUAAAGUUCCUAUUAAUAAAAAUGGGAUGAUAUUGAUUAACAUGAAUCAAAUUUAUUAGAAAUUAAUUGGGAAUAAUUUGAAUAAUAAUAAUUGUUAUUGCAUCUUUAAUAACAGUAAGAGUUAAGGUUGCUAUAAGUAUAGAAAUCUCAAAAAUAAAUGGAAGAAUAAUAAAAAGAACAAAAAUAAAAAUCUCAAGUUUUAUUAGAAUCUGAAGAUAUGAUUCCACUUUUAAAAGAGGAUUCAGAAGUAAGAUAGAGUAAUGAGAAAGAAGAAUUUAAAAUAAAGAAGUAAUCAGAAGACAUAACAGCUGAAGAUAUGGAAAAUAGAGAAAAGAAAAGACUAAUUAGAAAAAAUAAAAAAAAAUAACUUAAUGAUGAAGUUUUAAAACAUAUAUAAUUAUAAGAUGUGUUUGAAAAACAAAUUAAUUUAGUAUCAAUAAAACAUAAAAGAUAAAUAUGUGAAUUUAUAAGUAAAAGAAUUAUGUUGGAAGAAAUCAAAACUUAAAUAUAAGCAUUAAGAGAGGGUUUCUUUGAUAUUUUGCCUAAAGAGUUUUUCUCAUAUAUGGAUUGGAGAGAUCUUUAGAAAUUAAUUAUAGGAGUUCCUUCAGUUGAUGGUAAUAAUAUAUUAUUAUUAAUUUUAGUUGAUGAUUUGUAGGCAAAUACAGAAUAUAUAAAUUAUGAGAAAAAUAAUUAAACAGUUGUAUGGUUUUGGGAAGUAUUAACAACCUUAAGUGACUCUGAAAAAGCUGAUUUUUUGAUGUUCGCAACAGGGAGUCCCUUAGUUCCAUUUGGAGGAUUUAAAAAUCUAAGAGGCCCUAAUGGUCCAAGAAAAUUCUCUAUUUCAAAAGAUUUUAAUAAAGAACAUUUCAUUAAAGCUCAUGCAUGGUAUUAUUCUUAAGUUUAUUUAGUUUUAAUCGUAUUGAUUUACCAGAAUACUCUUCUAAGGAAAUAGUAAGAGAGAAAUUGUUAAAAUCUUUGAAAGAAUCAGGUUCAGGGUUUGAUUUAAGUUGA
Molecule: messenger RNA, 12165 nt
Organism: Paramecium sonneborni
Lineage: Eukaryota; Ciliophora; Oligohymenophorea; Peniculida; Parameciidae
Source: the annotation of a GenBank genome assembly